AUGGCGUUCAACGUGCCUUUUGUGUCUGGGGCCAGUUUUCUAAGAGCAGAGAAUGGCCUCCCCGUAUCUCUCGGGGACCGUGCAUACGCAAACACUCGCGCCGACACACAUCCCCUUGAUCCGCGGGCUGGAGCGUUGAGCCGCGAGGCCUCCAGCCAGCCGAACGAGCCAUUGUUUCUGGCCGGGGCUCGCGGUAUUUCAUUUGUCAUGAAAUGGAUACAGACACGGGAUGAGCCAACGGCAGUUCCACCCACUUACCCGCCGCCAUGGUUGUCCUCUCUUUCUUCAAUACUGGACCAGAAGAAGUGGAGUGGACGGGUCGACAUGUCUAUCGACGGGCUGCAGAAGUUCGACAGCCCCGACAAAGGUCGAGGCCUUCGGGUUAGCAAAGCCUUCCAGGCCGGGGAGCUGCUCUUCUCCUGCCCGCCUUACAGCUACGUGCUCGCGGCCAACCAGAAGGGAGACUACUGCGAGUUCUGCUUCAACAGGAAGGAAAGCCUGGCGAGAUGCGGGAAGUGCAAGAAGGCUUUUUACUGCAACGUCAAAUGUCAGAAGGGCGACUGGGCGGCGCACAAGCUAGAAUGCUCGGCGAUUCUAGCCUUCAGGGAGAAAUGGUGUCCGUCGGAAACCGCCCGACUGGUAGCCCGAAUCCUGGCUAGGAAGAAAACGCAGAAAGAACAAUGCUCAUCUGAGAGGAUUUUACUCAUCGGGGAGAUGCAAUCACACGUAGACGACAUGGACAACGCCCAACGAGAAAACAGCCAGGCGGACGCGGCCGCGUUACAUCGCUUUUACUCCAAACAUUUGGACUUUCCCGACUCGAAAGAACUACUUUCGCUGUUCUCGCAGGUGUCCUGUAACGGCUUUACGAUAGAGGACGAAGAACUGUCUCAAAUCGGCACCGCGGUCUACCCGGACGUGGCGUUGAUCAACCACAGCUGCCUUCCUAGCGUGAUGGUGACAUUCAACGGUACGACUGCUGAGGUGCGCGCCGUCAAGGACAUGAAGCCUGGAGAUGAAGUGUUGAUCAGCUACAUCGACCUGCUGUACCCCACGGACGACCGCAACAGCCGGCUGAAGGAGUCCUACUACUUCACUUGCCAUUGUGGCGAAUGUCAAACAAGAUCCCAAGACGAGGUGAAGCUACAAGUUCGCCAACGUGGCAAAUCGCCCGAGGCGGUGAGCGCCACCUUGUGCUACGCCCGUAAAACCAUCAACGACUUCCGGGACCUCAAACUUGUCCAAACGCCUAGCGAGCUUCUGGAGACGUGCCAGCGCAGUUUGGAGCGGAUGAGGCAAGUGCUGCAUGACCACAACGUGUUCGUGCUGCACAUGAUGUACCAGGCCAUGGGCGUCUGCGUCUACCAGGGGAAACUGGAGGAUGCCGUGCGCUAUGGCGAGAAGAUCAUCCAACCUUUCAGCCAGCUGUACCCCGCCUUCUCCCUCAACGUGUCAUCUUUGUACCUCAAGCUGGGCCGACUUUACUUAGCCUUGGACAGACGUUCGGCAGGCGUCGGCGCGCUCAAGAAGGCAAUGAGUAUCAUGGAAGUGGCCCACGGGAAAGAUCAUCCCUACGUCAGGGAGCUGAGCAAACACAUCGCGCAAGCAAGCAGCGCGGCGCUGACUUACAACUUCAAUUCGUCCUGA
Nerophis lumbriciformis (worm pipefish) is the source of this 1647-nucleotide messenger RNA. The record is from RefSeq and is a predicted model, not a curated record. NCBI's taxonomy places the organism in Eukaryota, Metazoa, Chordata, Actinopteri, Syngnathiformes, Syngnathidae.